AUGUUGUCAGGAGCCAAUGGAUCCAAGCCGGAGGCGGAGCCAAAACUAGUUGCGGUUUCAACGGAUGGCCACCCCAGCGGGCAUGACGUGUCUCGUUCUGCCAUGGCUGUCUUCACUUCGGCUGCCUCACUAGGAAGCAUUAUGUGUGCUGCUCAAGCUCAGCUUUUCUUCAUCGCCCUCUGGUGGAUGAUGCCAUACACUGCAGCAUCUGCCAUGCUGACGAACACGACUGGCGUUCUACACCUGUUAAAACCAGGCUCUGAGACAGACCCUGAAUUCGGCGGUUUGCCCAGCGUUAACAUUCCUCGAAGUCGGCGAAAGCGUUACAUUUCCUCGAGAGACAUGAGUGCCUUGUUGGAUUACCAUAAUCGUGUCCGGUCUCAGGUGUUUCCACCGGCUGCAAACAUGGAGUAUAUGGUGUGGGAUGAACGACUGGCCAAAGCAGCUGAGUCCUGGGCCUCACAGUGCAUCUGGGACCAUGGCCCCGCCCACACCAUGAGGUACAUGGGACAGAACCUGUCUGUCAACUCCGGCAGAUAUAGGUCAGUAAUUGACCUUGUGAAGUCUUGGCAUGAUGAGAAACACUCGUUCUCUUACCCCAACAAGUGCAGUGGAUCGGUGUGUACCCAUUACACACAGAUGGUGUGGGCCACCUCCAACAAAAUGGGAUGUGCUAUCAACAGAUGCUCAAAUAUGAAUGUUUACGGGAGCACAUGGAAGCAAGCUGUCCUGUUGGUAUGCAACUACUCUAUUAAGGGUAACUGGAUCGGAGAAGCUCCAUACAGAAUGGGGCGACCCUGUUCUGCCUGCCCCCCUAGCUAUGGGGGGUCAUGCAACAGAAACCUCUGUUCUUCUGGUUCCAGAUCCAACAAAGUUAACUGGUUUUAA
Molecule: messenger RNA, 888 nt
Organism: Megalops cyprinoides (Indo-Pacific tarpon)
Lineage: Eukaryota; Metazoa; Chordata; Actinopteri; Elopiformes; Megalopidae
Gene: r3hdml
Product: R3H domain containing-like
Exons: 7
Coding region: 1-888 (295 amino acids)
Source: RefSeq, a predicted model, not a curated record